Molecule: messenger RNA, 569 nt
Organism: Eurytemora carolleeae
Lineage: Eukaryota; Metazoa; Arthropoda; Copepoda; Calanoida; Temoridae
Product: serine/threonine-protein kinase ULK3
Exons: 5
Coding region: 78-554 (158 amino acids)
Biological process (GO): protein autophosphorylation; peptidyl-serine phosphorylation; autophagy
Cellular component (GO): cytoplasm; autophagosome
Molecular function (GO): ATP binding; protein serine/threonine kinase activity
Source: RefSeq, a predicted model, not a curated record
UCGUGUUCGACAUUUUUCAUUCUCAACUGUGAAAAGCUAUUAAAAAAAAACCUCUUUUUACAGAUGAAUUGUAUGAAAUGCCUUCUCUUAUAGAUAAUUACAUUCUUGAGAGAAAGGUGGGAGAGGGAACUUCAGGGGAGGUAUUUAAAGGAAAAGAGAAGUGUAAACCGUACCGUCCUGUGGCCGUCAAGUUUAUCCCGAAAAAAAGUUUAUCGUCGGCGGGUCGGGAGAAUCUACUAAAUGAAAUCAGUUCGUUGAAGAAGUUGAAGUACAAUUUUAUAAUCCAAAUGAUGGAUUUUUCCUGGAAUGAUACUCACGUUUAUAUUGUUCUUGAAUACGCUAAUGCUGGAGAUCUAUCUGGAUUUAUUAAGAAAAGAAAAGUAUUAUCUGAGUCCCUCGCGCAAAUAUUUUGCCAACAACUCUGCUCUGCUCUUCUUUUUAUGAGAACACACAAUAUCAGUCAUAUGGAUUUAAAGCCAAGUAAUCUUCUUCUUCACAAAUUCUCCCCAAAUCGAAACCCAGUUCUCAAGGCAGGAAAUGAAAAUGCAUUUUAGAGAAUAGAAAAUUAC